AUGAAAUUGCGCAGCCAAUCCUACCGCGAAAUGGUUAAAAUACUCAAAGACGCUGGUGUCUAUGUGGAAGGAAUGCAAACUUCAGAGCUUAAGCAGCUUUUGCAGACCGAAGGCGAGCUGGAGGUUAAUUCAUCGCACCCCGUGGAGGUCCACCAAUCGACUACCGACAUGCUGCCGUCUGUGCUGACGCCUCGUUUCUCGCUUGCGCCCAUGGCUGGUGAUGUGGGUGUGGAUGUCUCUCAGCCUGGUUGCGAUAGUCCUUCCAGUGAGCCCCUUCUGCUGACUGUUCGUGCAGUUGUACAUCAUGCCCUUGAGUGGAGCCCCUCGGCCGAGCGUCAGACUGUACGCGAGCGCAGUGCAGACGGGAACAGCCGCGUACUCCGCAUUCGCCUCGCAUUCAAGCGUGUCCAAACCAACAACAAAAACAAUACCUACAGUAGCAACGAUCAUUCAUCCCCAUCCACUUAA
Messenger RNA from Drosophila persimilis, 468 nucleotides. RefSeq lists its product as uncharacterized. The coding region runs from base 1 to 468 and encodes 155 amino acids. The record is from RefSeq and is a predicted model, not a curated record. NCBI's taxonomy places the organism in Eukaryota, Metazoa, Arthropoda, Insecta, Diptera, Drosophilidae. The transcript has 3 exons.